AUGGCCGCUGCAAUUAAGGCGAUCAAUGCUAAGAUCCGUUCCAACAAGGUUCUGGAUUAUGUCUGCUCAACACACUUCUGGGGCCCUGCCUCGAACUUUGGUAUCCCCAUUGCUGCUGUGAUGGACACUCAAAAGGACCCUGAAAUUAUCUCUGGACAGAUGACCGCUGCGCUCACAGUCUACUCCGCAACCUUCAUGCGUUACGCCCUUGCUGUCUCUCCCAAGAACUAUCUCCUCUUCGCCUGCCAUUUCAUCAACUGCUCCGCUCAGAUGACUCAAGGAUACCGGUACCUGAACUACUGGAACUGGGGAGGCCGGGAAGCCAAGCUCGCAGAGGCCGCCAAGCAGGGCAAGGAAGUCACCGAAGCCGGCGCAUAA
Molecule: messenger RNA, 378 nt
Organism: Aspergillus fischeri NRRL 181
Lineage: Eukaryota; Fungi; Ascomycota; Eurotiomycetes; Eurotiales; Aspergillaceae
Product: pyruvate transporter MPC1
Exons: 4
Coding region: 1-378 (125 amino acids)
Biological process (GO): pyruvate import into mitochondria
Cellular component (GO): mitochondrial inner membrane
Source: RefSeq, a predicted model, not a curated record